This is a messenger RNA of Brassica rapa (field mustard), 846 nucleotides long. RefSeq names its product thioredoxin M4, chloroplastic. The record is from RefSeq and is a predicted model, not a curated record. Lineage: Eukaryota; Viridiplantae; Streptophyta; Magnoliopsida; Brassicales; Brassicaceae. Gene Ontology annotation, molecular function: protein-disulfide reductase activity. Gene Ontology annotation, cellular component: cytoplasm.
AUCUAUCGGUUUCUCGGGACAUUCAUAUCAAACAGCCAACCAAAACCAAACAUCUCUCGCUCUACCACUCAAAAUCUCUCUCUCUCUCUCUCUCUCUCUCGCUGCUUUCAAUGGCUUCCUUUCUCGAUUCCGUAACCGUCACCCGCGUGUUUUCUCUUCCCAUCACUUCCUCGAUUUCACCUGCUUCAAAGGUUCCGUCAGUCUCUGCCCGGCGGAUCUCUCCCGUUCCGGAAUUCAGAGGUUUGAAAGCUUCCCAGAAGAGUUCGGUGACUCAGUCAGCGAGUCUUGGUACGAGUCUCGGAUCCCGAUUCGCUCGUGGUGGUAGAAUCGUCUGCGAGGCUCAGGACACCACUGCCGCCGCCGUCGAAGUUCCAAACAUCUCUGAUUCAGAAUGGCAAACACAGGUUCUCGAGUCAGAUGUACCAGUAUUGGUCGAGUUUUGGGCACCUUGGUGUGGACCUUGCCGUAUGAUUCACCCCAUUGUUGACCAACUGGCCAAGGACUUCGCUGGUAAGUUCAAAUUCUACAAAAUCAACACCGACGAGAGCCCGAACACAGCCAACCGUUACGGGAUACGCAGCGUUCCUACCGUGAUCAUAUUCAAAGACGGUGAGAAGAAAGACAGUAUCAUCGGAGCUGUCCCUAAAGAGACGUUGGAGAAAACUAUAGAAAGAUUCGUGGUCGAGUAAUGAAACAAAAAAACAAAAUUUGACUCUUUAUCACUCAACCAGCAUGUCUUAUGUGUUGUAUAAUUCAUCGUAAGGUCUCUUUUGACUAUUUAUGUUUCCAUGCGUCCACUAUGUAUUGUUUAGUAUUAUAAAAAAAAAGAAUAACGAACAAUAAUAA